UUAACCCUUGUUCAAGAUGCCUAAAAGGAUCAAAAGCGCAAAGAGUAAUUCAGACUUCAAACCUACAGCAGAAACUGUAAUUCCAGAUGAGACUCGCCAAGCUUUGCUGAAAAGGAUCAAAAAGGCUUUUGAUACCUUCGAUCAGACAGAGAACCAAACAUGCGAUUCAAGGGAAGUUGGCACCAUCAUCCGAUCUCUGGGCAUCUACCCAUCCGAAGAGCAACUUCGAGGGUGGAUAGCAGAGAUGGAAGGAGAAGAACGGGCUGGUUACGUGACGUUUGAUAAAUUAUCCAAAGUUGCAUUGCGAUUGUUGACGAGCAACUUGCUGCGUGAUGAUGAGGAGAAACUGUACCGGGCAUUUUUGGCAUUGGAUACCGACAGUAAGGGCUAUCUUACCCCGGAUGAGUUACGUCAAUUUAUGACGACAGAAGGGGAGCCGUUCACUGCUGAAGAGAUGGACGAAAUGCUUAUGGCAUGCACAGAUCCUACAGACGGGAAAAUCUGGUUUGAGGAUUAUGUCACAAUAUUGGCGCAAUGAACAUGAGUGUAACGGUUAACUUUCGUCUUCGUAUCCUCAAAGUAUGGAAGAAUUCACUCUUUCCGAUACCAUUGUAAAAAAUAUAUAGACAGUUAUAUACAUACACUAGCACUAUGCUAUAUGAAAAUCCCC
Spizellomyces punctatus DAOM BR117 is the source of this 670-nucleotide messenger RNA. RefSeq lists its product as uncharacterized. The coding region runs from base 17 to 538 and encodes 173 amino acids. The record is from RefSeq and is a predicted model, not a curated record. Gene Ontology annotation, molecular function: calcium ion binding. NCBI's taxonomy places the organism in Eukaryota, Fungi, Chytridiomycota, Chytridiomycetes, Spizellomycetales, Spizellomycetaceae. The transcript has 8 exons.